UUCCCUAAGUAACCCUAAUAAUUUACUAGUUCACUUCGUUUAUUCAUCUACUUCCUUUACUCUACUACUUUCAACUUGAUUUAGGUGUGGUCUUCGUGUGGUUUCCGUGUGGUUUUCGUGUUCUUUUCUUUUCAACAGAUUUUUUUUAGUAUUUCUUGUCUUUUUCGUUUCGCUGUUGGUGGACUUUGAUGAAAUAAUCUUGCUUUUUUUUUUUGAAUUCAUUAAAUAAGGAAUGUUUAAAUCUGUUCCUCCAAGUGAUAUUAAUAGCAAUUCAUCACAUUAUCAAUACUCGCAUACUACUAAGAAUAUGACCAGUAAUGAAGAUGACCCGUCUUUAAAUUUAAAUACCAAUCAUAUUAGUGAAGAUGAUGGAGAUAAUCAAUUAAUUAGUCCAUCCACGAAUAACUUACCUAGUAAAUCGACUAAUCCCAACUUGAAUGUUCAACAACCUUUAAAUUUUGCUACCACUGAUAAUAAUAAUAAUGAUGAUGAUGAUACUACCCCAAGAACAACUAGCAAUGAAACAGAAGAUUUAUAUCAACAAAGAAUACUACUAAAAGAACAAAGAUUAGAAGAUAUUAAAAAUCAAUGUUCGAAAUUAAUUAGUGAAUUGGAUUCAAACUCAAACCCAGAAGCAAUUGUUAAAAAACAUAUAUCUCAAUUGAAAAAAUAUAAUGAAUUAAAAGAUAUUGCUCUUGGUUUAGUUACUAUGAUUGCUGAUCAAAGACAAUUAAGAACAACCGACAUUUUGGAAGAAAUGAAGGUUGAAUUAAGAGAUGAUUAAUCUCGAUUGUAAUGUCUUAUGUUUAACGAAUCACCAUCUUACCUACAUACCCAUCUUACAUCUCAUAGCCAUACACCCACCCUCAGUGUAUCAAUAAUGUCCUACCGGUUAUUUUUUUUUUUUUUUUCACCAUGUUCGCUUUUCAUUUUUGGGCUGCCUCCUAUUAUUGCUUGAUGU
Molecule: messenger RNA, 961 nt
Organism: Hyphopichia burtonii NRRL Y-1933
Lineage: Eukaryota; Fungi; Ascomycota; Pichiomycetes; Serinales; Debaryomycetaceae
Exons: 1
Coding region: 233-784 (183 amino acids)
Biological process (GO): meiotic joint molecule formation; meiotic DNA recombinase assembly involved in reciprocal meiotic recombination; double-strand break repair via homologous recombination
Cellular component (GO): Swi5-Swi2 complex; Swi5-Sfr1 complex
Source: RefSeq, a predicted model, not a curated record